CAUCUCCGAGCCUACAAUCCGCUGCACUCUACCUAACCACAGUAUCCAUCCACCAAGAACCCUUCUCCACCCCUGCAGGCUAAUUCACACAAAUCCCAUGCUCGGCAGAUCUACAAAGUGCCCAGCCCACCCAAUAAGAUAUAUUCACCCACCCCAGUUGACUAUAUACGCAUGCAUAUGCACGUCUUUACCCAGCUCCACAACCCGCAAUUAAUCAACCUGGCAAACUAAGCCCCGAUCUACCGUACCCCAUAUAUAUCCCCGACGCACAUCCAGCAUCCCAUCCACGUGGCUCCCGCAUCCAAGCCUCAAUACAUAUCCAACCUCAACCUCGCCUCUUGACACCUUCGUGCCAACCUUCCACUAACCCCAUCCAAAACCCAACAUGCCGCGCACCACCACCGACCCCUCGGACGAAGACAUCGACGUCGAAGCCUCGCAUGCCCUCUUGCCCACAUCGCCUUCCCAUUCCCAAUGGCCGCGGGAAAAACCAUCCGUUUCUGAGAAGCGUGGCCUACGCUACCGUCGCGCGUGGGAAGUAUGGGCUAUUGGAUUUAUAUGCCUGGUAUCCGGCAUAGCCAUCGGGGCACUGUUGGGUGCGAGGGGGAAGAGUUGUGUGGCCAGUGCUGGUAGUGGUAGUGGUGGUGGUGCGUUGGCGGAGGCUGAGGCGGAGGUGGGAGGAGUGGACAGGGCGCCUUUUGGAUACAACAUCUCCGUCAUCUUUUCUCCAAACGCCGACUUCCAAAAGGACGGCGGGCCCGAGGCGGAUGGCAUCUGGGAUUCGCUGCUGCCUCGAGGCAAAGGCUUCAUCCAACUCUCCACCACCGGCACCCCAAUCCCCUACGCAGACCAAGACUCCACAAACUCGCUCCUCGAAAACACAAAAGUCGUGUCUGUAUUCCACCAACUGCACUGCUUGAACAACAUACGCAAAUCCCUCCUAGCCGCAACAUCGCCCGAGUCCGAUCCCUCGACCCUGUCGGACCCUACUCACUCCUCGUCCUCCUCGUCCUCCUCUUCCUCCCAUUCCCCCUCAACCUUCCAAUAUCUCGCGCCCCACCUCAAAACCCACUGGCACCACUGUUUCGACUACCUCCGCCAAUCCCUCAUGUGCAACGCCGACGUCACCCUCGAGACGCUCGAACGCAGCAAGGUCGACGGGCGCAUCUUGCGGAGUGUCGACGGAUGGGGCACCAAGCACGUAUGCCGCGACUUUGGGAGGCUGUGGGAGUGGGCGCAGGAGGCGAGGGCCGGGGUGGGGGGAGGGUUGUAG
Messenger RNA from Westerdykella ornata, 1273 nucleotides. RefSeq lists its product as uncharacterized. The coding region runs from base 386 to 1273 and encodes 295 amino acids. Gene Ontology annotation, biological process: mycotoxin biosynthetic process. NCBI's taxonomy places the organism in Eukaryota, Fungi, Ascomycota, Dothideomycetes, Pleosporales, Sporormiaceae. The record is from RefSeq and is a predicted model, not a curated record. The transcript is spliced from 4 exons.